ACUCUUCAAAAUAUUUCUAGUUAUUUAAAGCUUAAUAAGUUCUUUCUGAUCGUAUCUGAGGAGCAGGCUUGGGUGGGUCAUACUGAAGUAACAGGAAAGAGGUUAAGCCCCUGUAAGAGACAGUGAGCCUGUGCAGAGUCACCGGUCAACAUGCAGAAGAGGGCUGAGAAUGAGAGGACUGGGGUUUUGCAAUGGAACAAAUAUGGUUGCUGUUGCUUCUAACAAGUAGAGUGCUUCCGGGGUCUGCUCAGUUCAAUGGCUACAACUGUGACGCCAACCUCCACAGUAGAUUUCCUGCUGAAAGAGACAUCAAUGUCUACUGUGGGGUACAGGCCAUUACAAUGAAGAUUAAUUUUUGCACAGUACUUUUCUCCGGUUAUUCUGAAACAGACCUGGCCCUGAACGGAAGGCACGGGGAUUCCCACUGCAGGGGCUUCGUCAAUAACAACACCUUCCCUGCGGUGGUCAUUUUCAUCAUCAAUCUCAGCACCUUGGAGGGCUGUGGAAACAAUCUGGUGGUAUCCACAAUUCCUGGAGUCAGUACUUAUGGAAAUGCAACUUCAGUACAAAUAGGAAAUAUUUCAGGAUAUAUUGAUACUCCAGACCCACCGACAAUCAUCAGCUAUCUACCUGGGCUUCUUUACAAAUUUAGUUGUAGUUAUCCAUUGGAAUACCUGGUUAAUAAUACCCAGCUUGCCUCGUCCUCAGCUGCUAUCUCUGUGAGGGAGAACAAUGGUACAUUUGUCAGCACUUUGAACCUGCUCCUUUAUAACGAUUCAACCUACAGAGAGCAGUUAAGUAUCCCGAGUAUAGGAUUACCUUUGAAAACCAAAGUAUUUGCAGCUGUACAAGCUACUAAUCUGGAUGGCAGAUGGAAUGUCUUAAUGGAUUAUUGCUAUACGACCCCAUCAGGGAACCCAAAUGAUGAUAUUCGAUAUGAUCUCUUCCUUAGCUGUGACAAAGAUCCUCAGACCACCGUCAUUGAAAAUGGCAGAAGCCAACGGGGCCGCUUUUCCUUUGAAGUGUUCCGGUUCGUGAAACACAAGAAUCAGAAGAUGUCCACCGUCUUCCUGCACUGUGCGACGAAGCUCUGCAGGGCUGAUGACUGCCCCUUCCUUAUGCCAAUUUGUGGCCACAGAGAAAGGCGAGAUGCGGGGAGGAGGACCACUUGGAGCCCCCAGAGUACUUCCGGCAACGCUGUCCUCUCUGCCGGCCCCAUCAUUACUCGGAGCGAUGAGACUCCAACCAACAAUUCACAGCUUGAUAAUUGCAGCUUGGGGAUAUGUUUUAAUUGGAAUGGCCAAUUUAGACACCCGAGAUUUAAUUUCUCAUUCUAUGACCUCCUAUGUUUUUGGCUGAUUUCCAUGUCUGAAGACAUUCCUUUAAAAAAAGAAGAAGAAGAAGAAAAAAAACCUCUUAAAAUGUAUCUUAACCUGGGGGAAGCAUCCAUUUGUGUGGCAAACAGUAAAAAUAGUCGUGAACUUCCAAAGGAUACUAAGUGACCCUAGAUCAUUAUUCAUUUGCUCCAAACGGCUAUGAUCCAUUUUCUCCUUCUGGUUCAAGUGGAACAUCAGCACACGUUCACUCUGCUCCCGGGUAAACUACACCAGCUGCCAUUGCAGCUGCGCUCCUGGCAGUGCAGCAACUGCCAAGACGAUUCUUAAUUCAGUAACCGUUACCUGGGAAAGCAGACAGCAGUCGUGGGAAGAGGCCGUUGGCCCCACACACAAGCACGGCGUUCCUGUUUGCAUUUUUAACAACCUAGGUUCCUUUUUUCUUUUUUUUUUUUUCUGUUUUUCUCCUAGAACAAAAGGAAACAGGUUAAAUGUGCUUUGCAGAGCUUUGUUCGCAUCUCUACAAAAAAAAAGAUUCCCUUUCUUACAAAUUUCUGAUGCAGGUAAGACAUACGGUCUGGAGGAAGCCUACCUUUUAAGGUGUCUUCUUGAAGGUGUCAUGAUUGCCAUGGAAUAAACAGUAUUUUCCUCUAGCAGUAAACUGCGAAAAGCAUUUUAUCCUUUAUCCGUUUUUCAAAAAGUUUCAAAAGCCAAGUUUUAAGCCUAUAUUCUUACCAAGAAACAAUCUUUCCUUUGUUCAAUCUAGCCUUUGCGCAACUGAACACAUAAAAGGAUUCAGUGACAAACACCAGAACCCGGGAUGCACAGCUACUAAAAGUGCCAUUUUUCACAUAAACAUUGCUGUAGAGAUGAAUUUCCGUUUAACAUUUGUGACCCAUUGUUCAGGACUUAAUUAAUUUACUGAACUACAUGCAGAUCACUAUGCAAUUUUAGAUUUGUUUCGAAUGAAGUGCCUAUGCUCUGAAGUUAAUAAUUAAAUCAAUCGUCAAAUCAAAAAACACCUUUUCUCCAAUUUGCCCGACUAGUUCAGAAGAAAAUAUUUGUAUUGCAAUAAUCAGCUGUAUAAUUGCCUCAACUUCUUCUUUCAAGGUGUAGACACAGCCAAAGGGAAAUGGCAUCUGGAAAGUCUCCAGUUAAUUUCUUCAAUGUAACAAGGUCUAACACUUAAAAAGCGAAUCUCCUCUUCCUCAUGUUACUUAAAAAUAACUUUGAAGUGACCAUUCUGAACUUUAUCUGUGUUAGCAAAUUUAUUUACUAAUUUAAAGGGGAAAAUCCUACAGAAAAAAAAAAAUGGACCAUGCCACUUAUGUGACCCUCUGUAUACAUGGAUAGUAUUGAAAUAUCCUGGUAAAUCUAUUUCAGAUACUUUAAGUGAAUUGCCAUUGAUCCGAGGAUUAAAUCCUGUGAAUAGGACACUAUAUCACUGAAACUGGUUUGUCAGUUUGAUUUUUGUGCUUUGGGGAUAAUUACUGUUUCAGCUGUUAACCUGUUAAAUUCUAUACACCAUUUUAUAAAACUAAAUAAUGGACGUAUCAUUUUGCAAGCAACUUAAAUCUCAUAUAUUUUUUGCUACCCUUUCAUCAUAAAUGGGAGAUCCACAGCUCUAGUGAGACAAGCCAGGUUUGCUUUAUAUAGCUUUGUUCUUACAGACCUGCAGUUAUAGGUUGUACUGAGUUAUAGUGUGAAAUUAUUACACAAUUAUUAUAGUGUGAAAAAAAACCUUACAAAAUAUGUGCAAAUGUUCCUUCAGUUUUAAUACCUCAAACUGUUUUUUUUUUUUUUUUUUU
Molecule: messenger RNA, 3142 nt
Organism: Camelus dromedarius (Arabian camel)
Lineage: Eukaryota; Metazoa; Chordata; Mammalia; Artiodactyla; Camelidae
Gene: ZPLD1
Product: zona pellucida like domain containing 1
Exons: 11
Coding region: 192-1502 (436 amino acids)
Cellular component (GO): cell surface
Source: RefSeq, a predicted model, not a curated record